This is a messenger RNA of Chrysochloris asiatica (Cape golden mole), 1596 nucleotides long. It is a transcript of the gene MICU3, whose product is annotated as mitochondrial calcium uptake family, member 3. Lineage: Eukaryota; Metazoa; Chordata; Mammalia; Afrosoricida; Chrysochloridae. Gene Ontology annotation, biological process: calcium import into the mitochondrion; mitochondrial calcium ion homeostasis. The transcript has 14 exons. Gene Ontology annotation, cellular component: uniplex complex. Bases 1 to 1596 code for a protein of 531 amino acids. The record is from RefSeq and is a predicted model, not a curated record. Gene Ontology annotation, molecular function: calcium ion binding.
AUGGCUGCGCUGCGGAGGCUUCUGUGGCCGCCGCCUCGGCUCACGUCUCCGCUCCCUCCGCACCAGCCCUUUCCUGGGCCUUGGGGGCGGCCUAUGGGGAUAGCACCGAGCCCUGCUGUCCGGCCUUUCUCCAGCCGAGAGGAGGAAGAGGAGGCUGUGGUUGAGGCGGCAUGGAGACGACGUCGGCGCUGGGGGGAGCUGAGCAUCGCGGCGGCGGCUGGCGGGGGUCUAGUGGGCCUGGUGUGCUAUCACCUGUACGGGGACCCCAGGGCUGAGUCCAAGCCGGAGCCGGGACGCCCUUCCGAAAUCUCGACGGGAGACCUAGAGGACCCGCCCCGUGGCCGGGGACUGCUCCCCAUCCCGGUGGCGGCUGCCAAGGAGACGGUUGCUAUGAGCAGACCAGACAUGGAAGACUUAGACCUCUAUGCAACAUCACGGGAGAAGCGAUUUCGUUUAUUUGCUUCUAUAGAAUGUGACGGGCAGUUGUUCAUGACUCCAUAUGAUUUUAUUUUGGCUGUUACAACAGAUGAACCCAAAUGUAAAAGAACAAACAAAUCUGUGUUGGAAGUAGAGUUAAAUCAAAUGCUUUCAGAAACACCACCAGUUUGGAAAGGAUCAUCGAAGCUAUUUCGAAAUCUUAAAGAAAGAGGUGUUAUUUCUUACACAGAGUAUCUUUUCCUUUUGUGUAUUUUAACAAAGCCGCAUGCAGGUUUUAGAAUAGCUUUCAACAUGUUUGACACAGAUGGCAAUGAGAUGGUGGAUAAAAAGGAAUUUAUGGUGCUUCAAGAGAUAUUCAGGAAAAAAAAUGAAAAGAGAGAAACUAAAGGAGAUGAAGAAAAACGUGCAAUGCUGCGUCUUCAACUUUAUGGAUACCAUUCUUCUACUAAUAGUGCACUUAAAACAGUUGGAGAGGAACUUGUCUCCAGAAGCUAUUGGGAUACACUGAGACGUAACACAAGCCAAGCACUCUUUUCAGACCUUGCAGAGCGUGCUGAUGACAUCACAUAUUUAGUAGCAGAUACUACACUUCUUGUACAUUUUUUUGGAAGGAAAGGCAAAGCUGAGCUCAACUUCGAAGACUUUUAUAAAUUCAUGGAUAACCUACAAACGGAAGUUCUAGAAAUAGAGUUCCUUUCAUACUCUAAUGGGAUGAGUACCAUCAGUGAAGAAGAUUUUGCUCAUAUUCUUUUGCGAUAUACAAAUGUGGAGAAUACAUCAAUAUAUUUAGAAAAUGUGCGCUACAGUAUACCUGAAGAAAAGGGCAUCACAUUUGAUGAAUUCAGGUCAUUUUUCCAGUUUUUGAACAACCUAGAAGAUUUUGCAAUAGCCUUGAAUAUGUAUAAUUUUGCAAGUCGUUCUAUAGGGCAAGAUGAAUUUAAGCGUGCCGUCUAUGUAGCCACUGGCCUCAAACUUUCACCACAUUUAGUGAACACUGUCUUCAAGAUUUUUGAUGUUGACAAAGAUGAUCAAUUAAGUUAUAAAGAAUUUAUUGGAAUUAUGAAAGACAGACUCCAUAGAGGAUUCCGGGGUUAUAAAGCAAUUCAGAAGUAUCCCACUUUCAAAUCCUGUUUGAAGAAGGAACUUCAUAGUAGAUAA